Molecule: messenger RNA, 315 nt
Organism: Enterobius vermicularis (human pinworm)
Lineage: Eukaryota; Metazoa; Nematoda; Chromadorea; Rhabditida; Oxyuridae
Source: the annotation of a GenBank genome assembly
AUGGGUCACUUCGUAGCUGCCCGAAAGCACGGAAGCGGGCUUCCUCGCAUUUUGCCUGACUCUAAAAACUUCUUAACUGCUCCGUCAACGCGUCGAAUGCGAAAGCAUUUUUCAUCAUCUAACUUGCUGCGAUUUAUUAGCAGGUUUCUUAUACUUUCUUUAUGGUUCCUUGCUGGUUCGUCACAAAUGGCAGUGGCUCAUUGCAAGUCUGUUGGCCUUGAGAAUAUGCUAGGUUCUGACCUACCUUUGUACAAGGUUUCACAGCGUAACUUUACUAUGCUGACUGUUCGCAGCGAGUUAAAGGGUUCUGCGUAA